Molecule: messenger RNA, 2911 nt
Organism: Camarhynchus parvulus
Lineage: Eukaryota; Metazoa; Chordata; Aves; Passeriformes; Thraupidae
Gene: TENT5C
Product: terminal nucleotidyltransferase 5C
Exons: 2
Coding region: 72-1247 (391 amino acids)
Biological process (GO): mRNA stabilization
Molecular function (GO): poly(A) RNA polymerase activity; RNA binding
Source: RefSeq, a predicted model, not a curated record
AGUUGCUGCUGCAGGGUAACGCACCUCGUCGUGACCAAGGUGAAGUUUCUUUGGAGAAGAAAAGCCCUAAGAUGGCAGGCAAAGGAAUCAGUGGACCAGACUCCAUGUCCUGCAGUGUUCUGAACUGGGAGCAGGUCAGCCGUCUGCACGAGGUUCUCACAGAGGUGGUUCCCAUCCAUGGCCGGGGGAACUUCCCGACGCUGCAGAUAACUCUGAAGGACAUUGUCCAGACGGUUCGGAGCCGGCUGAGCGAUGCGGGCAUCGUGGUCCACGAUGUCCGCCUGAACGGCUCUGCAGCUGGUCACGUCCUGGUCAAGGAUAAUGGGCUGGGAUGCAAAGACCUGGAUCUCAUUUUUCAAGUUUCUCUUCCAAGUGAGGCAGAGUUUCAGUUAGUCCGAGAUGUGGUCUUGCGAUCCCUCUUGAAUUUCCUGCCGGAAGGAGUGAGUAAGCUGAAAAUCAGUCCCGUGACACUGAAGGAAGCCUACAUCCAGAAGCUGGUCAAAGUGUGCACAGAGACUGACCGCUGGAGCUUGAUAUCGCUUUCCAACAAGCAUGGCAAAAACGUGGAGCUUAAGUUUGUGGACUGCAUUCGGCGGCAGUUUGAGUUCAGCGUGGACUCGUUCCAGAUCAUUCUGGACUCCCUGCUCUUUUACUAUAACUACUCAGAAACCCCCAUGUCAGAGCACUUCCACCCAACCGUGAUUGGGGAGAGCAUGUAUGGAGACUUUGAAGCAGCUUUUGAUCACCUCCAGAACAAGCUGAUAGCUACCAAAAACCCUGAGGAGAUCCGAGGUGGUGGGCUGCUGAAGUACAGCAACCUCUUACUACGAGACUUCAGGCCCAUGGAUAAGGACGAGAUCAAGACGCUGGAGCGCUACAUGUGCUCCCGGUUCUUCAUAGACUUCCCAGACAUCCUGGAUCAGCAGCGCAAGCUGGAGACCUACCUCCAGAACCACUUCUCCAAAGAAGAGAGGAGCAAGUACGACUACCUCAUGAUUCUGCGCCGGGUGGUGAAUGAGAGCACCGUCUGCCUCAUGGGGCACGAGCGGAGGCAGACUCUCAAUUUGAUUUCUCUGCUGGCACUCAAGGUGCUGGCAGAACAGAAUGUCAUCCCUAAUGCCACUAAUGUGACCUGUUACUACCAGCCAGCACCUUAUGUCAGCGAUGCAAACUUCAGCAACUACUACCUGGCAAGUGCCCCUGUGCUGUACAGCCAGUCCUACCCCACCUGGUUGCCUUGCAAUUGAUCGCUCCCCUCGAGUGCUCCUGGCUGGAGACUGCUGAGAGCCAAGAGUGUAAAUAUAGACAAGUAAUAAGUGUCAGUUGGAUGUUCUCUAAUGGAAACAUGGCUGUAUCAGACUGUCCAUUUCCUGGUGUGCAGUGGGAUUAUGCAGCCAGGUGACUGCUAUGAAUCUUUAAGAGUAUCUCUACAAAUGCCAAAAAGCCUUAUUACCUCUUCAUGGGGAGAAGAGAACCAUCAGCCAGAUGUUAAGAGGAACAGUUAAGAAACUUUGUACUAGCUCUGGAAGUGGCUGUUAACAUGGGAUCUAAGUGGAGUAUUCAGUAAACUGGGUUGGUUAAUUGACUGUAAAAUGCCUUAAGCAGAAGCUGCUCCUGGAGUAGCAGCAAAACUCUGCUUUCUAUUUCCUAACCUCAUUACUCUUCCUCAGUCCAAGUUCUGGCCAAAUUUCUCUUGAACUAAUUGUGCCAAGACUGGGCUCAUGUCAUGCUUGGGUCACUUUCACUGUGUGUCUGUGUGAGCUGGUAGCAGUAUGGAUACUGUCUGUCUUGUAGAGGACGUAAAUGUUGUUUCCUGUAGUGCCUAUGGCUAUGUGGUCCUGCAUUGAGUUCAAGAUUAAUUUCUUGGAAGUUGAAAAUAGUUUAGUAAUUCUAUUCAUAAAGCAUAAGCUGGUUAAAUUUUUCUUGACUACAAAAACUUGGAAGGUGGCAUUUCUAAAAACACAUUAAAACAUAAUCUAAAAAUUGGUAGUGUAAAAAGUCCUUGGAAUGAGGAAUUGAGGCUUUAAAUAGAAUUGGAGCCACAGUUUGAACAGUUAACCUGGAAAAAUAUUCUUGAGUCCAGCAGGAAGCUAAAGCUUUUCUGACUAUCUUUCAAAACAAUUUUGGCACAUUUGGAAAGUAGCACAGCUCUUACUUUGGGGUUUGACCAGAUUUUCUUCCUCACAGGUCUGCAGCAAAACCAACAAAAACCCUAAACAAAAAUCCCAGGUCACUAUAAGUUGCAGGAUUACGUGCACUCCUGUCACAGCAUGAAUUCUGAAAGUGACUCCUAAAAUGAAUUUCUCAUUGUAUGACUUCAGGCUGGUCCUGGAGGUUUGCCUUUCUGUCACCACUGAGCUUACUGGGUUAUCACUAUCACCUGGUCACUGCAUGAGCAAUUCAAGUGGUUAGGGUGAAAUUCUUCCUUUUUACUGCUCUUAACCCUCACUUGAAGAGGUGUACAAACCCUGAGCAGAGCUCUCCACAGAAGUUCUAUGUGUUGAAAGUCUGGGCGUGAGUUCAGAAUAGUCUCCAGAAGCGUAUGCGCUCCCUUGGAGGUACAGAGGGCUGAACUUGCUGCUUUGACACUCCUGGGCUUUAUAAGGAAGGUUAAAAAUUCCUCAGUUAUUUAUGUAGUGGUGUUAUUAACAGGAUGAUUUUCACCGAAUUACAAUAGUAAAAUACAUAUAGCAAUGAUCUUGAGUUUCUUUUGUUUAAUCAGAGAUGUAGACCAGAAAGGCAAAUCUUAGAGCUAUUUAUAAUGUGCUGGUGCAAUGGUGAAGAAUGCUUGUUCACUGAAUCUUUUUUGUUACUUCUAUAACUAUUUAUUACUGUUUCUGCAAGCUUGUAAGACCAAAGUGCCUGAUCCAACAAAUGAUUAAGGCUUAGAAGGUAGAGCAGAAAGCAGAUG